AUGUCCCUACCUGCCGUUAACCCGCCGAUCACGACAGUACUGCCGUCCGACUCCUUUCAGCUCCUACCAGAAACCGAGAAACCAGGCGCCGCAGAAGAUGCGCUAUACGAGCAGCAGGUCAAGGAUGUAGAAGCUUGGUGGGCCACACCUCGGUACGAAGGCAUCAAGAGGCCAUACACUGCCGCUGAUGUGGUAUCGAAGCGAGGAUCACAAAUGCAAAGCUACCCGAGCUCGUUGAUGGCCAGGAAGCUGUUCAACUUGAUCAAAGAGAAGGCGGCUGCGGGAGAACCCAUACACACAAUGGGAGCUAUUGAUCCCGUGCAAAUGACGCAACAGGCGCCGCACCAGGAAGUCCUCUACAUCUCGGGCUGGGCUUGUUCGAGCGUCUUGACAUCGACUAACGAAGUCUCGCCCGAUUUCGGUGACUAUCCAUACAAUACCGUACCGAAUCAGGUCCAGCGCCUAGCCAAGGCGCAAUCGAUGCACGAUAGGAAACAAUGGGACUUGCGCCGGAAGAUGGCUCCAGAGGAGCGGAAGACAACCCCUUACGUCGACUAUUUCCGUCCCAUCGUCGCCGACGGCGAUACUGGCCACGGUGGCUUGAGUGCGGUGCUGAAGCUGGCCAAGUUGUUCGCCGAGAAUGGUGCGGCGGCUGUGCAUUUCGAGGACCAACUGCACGGCGGCAAGAAGUGUGGCCAUCUGGCUGGCAAGGUCCUGGUGCCCAUGGGCGAACACAUCAACCGACUAAAUGCUGCGCGGUUCCAGUGGGACGUCAUGGGGUCGGAGAACCUCGUUAUCGCCCGGACUGACUCCGAAAGCGGGAAGCUUAUAUCGAGCGCCAUCGAUGUGCGCGACCACGAAUUCAUACUGGGGGUUGCCGACGAAGGUGUCUCGCCCCUUGCCGAGACAUUACAAGAAAUGGAAUCAGCUGGUGCUCCAGGGCCGGAGAUCGAUGCUUUCGAAGCUGACUGGGUCAAGAAGACGAGGCUCGUGACGUUCGACGAGGCUGCUGUAGAGCAGUUGCAAGCGCAGGGCGUGUCCCAGGACAAGAUCGACUCUUACCUGAAAACGGUAGAGGCAGACGAUACGUUGGGCAUCUCCAAGCGGCGGCAGCUAGCGAAUAGCUUUGCUAGCAAGCCGGUAUACUUCGACUGGGACGUCCCUCGGACUCGAGAGGGCUUCUACCAUUACCGGGCCGGCAUGAAGGCCGCAACGAAGCGCGCCAUCGCUUUCGGCCCCUACGCGGAUCUUCUGUGGGUAGAGACAGGCGAUCCCAGCGUCGAGGUGGCUUCCAAGCUCGGUCGUGCUGUGAGACAAGUCUUCCCCGGCAAAGGACUGGUCUACAACCUGUCGCCCUCGUUCAACUGGAUGGCCCACGGCUUCAAGGACGCCACGCUCAAGUCGUUUAUCUGGGAUAUCGCCAAGGAGGGCUUCGUACUGCAGCUGAUCUCUUUGGCGGGUCUUCACAGUACCGCGACCAUCACGAACGAGCUGGCCAAGGAGUACAAGAAGGACGGCAUGCUGGCCUAUGUCAACCUGGUUCAGCGUCGAGAAAAAGAGCUUGGCUGUGACGUCUUGACACAUCAGAAAUGGAGUGGCGCAAGUUACAUUGACGGCAUCCUGGGUGCUAUCCAGAGUGGAAGCAGCGGGAGCAAGAGCAUGGGCGAGGGCAAUACCGAGGGACAGUUCAACUGA
Anthostomella pinea is the source of this 1695-nucleotide messenger RNA. The record is from the annotation of a GenBank genome assembly. Lineage: Eukaryota; Fungi; Ascomycota; Sordariomycetes; Xylariales; Xylariaceae.